UUAUAGAAUGUUUUAAAUGUAAAUUGCAAGAUAUCAGCCGUUACAUCCCCCAAUCAUUGUCUUAUUUACUUAAUCACGUCAUGUUGCUCUCUAUAUAUACACUAAUCAAAUUACCAAAUCUUAUUACAAUUACUUCCUAAUCAUAUCUUUUGAUCACAAAAACACAAAACACAAUUAUAUACCCACUAAUAAUGGCAACUCAAAGCUCUUAUUUUCCUAAGAUCAUCUUCUUUGUGUUUACAUUAUGUUGCUUCAUUAGCAACUCUAAUGCUCGAUUAUUGUCCGAGAAAUUAACUUGGAAACGACUACUAACCGUAGAUCAAUCAGGCGGAGGUAAGUUCAAAACAAUACAAGACGCAAUUGAUGCGGUUCCUUCUAACAAUGUAGACGUUACACUAAUCCUAGUUAUGCCCGGAACGUACAAGGAAAAAGUUACCGUACCCGAAGAUAAACCCUUUAUAAUACUUAGUGGUAGAGAUGUUUUAAAUACUACUAUUACAUGGGAUGAUAGUGGUGAUAUAUACACGUCUCCUACUCUCUCCGUCUUUGCUUCUGAUUUUAUGGCUCGAUACCUUACCAUCGAGAAUACAUAUGGGCCGGGGGCGAAAGCAGUUGCCUUGAGGGUUUCGAGCGAAAGGGCAGAGUUUUAUGCAUGUAGAAUAACAUCAUAUCAAGACACACUUUUGGAUGAGGGAGGGAGUCACUUCUAUAGCAAUUGCUAUAUUGAAGGAGGAACUGAUUUCAUUUGUGGCAAUGCAGCUUCUCUAUUCCAAGUAUGUAACAUUAUACUAUAA
Molecule: messenger RNA, 794 nt
Organism: Chenopodium quinoa (quinoa)
Lineage: Eukaryota; Viridiplantae; Streptophyta; Magnoliopsida; Caryophyllales; Amaranthaceae
Product: putative pectinesterase 11
Exons: 2
Coding region: 192-794 (200 amino acids)
Biological process (GO): cell wall modification
Molecular function (GO): pectinesterase activity
Source: RefSeq, a predicted model, not a curated record